This is a messenger RNA of Eremothecium gossypii ATCC 10895, 444 nucleotides long. It is a transcript of the gene ERG28, whose product is annotated as Erg28p. The coding region runs from base 1 to 444 and encodes 147 amino acids. The transcript has a single exon. Gene Ontology annotation, molecular function: protein-macromolecule adaptor activity. NCBI's taxonomy places the organism in Eukaryota, Fungi, Ascomycota, Saccharomycetes, Saccharomycetales, Saccharomycetaceae. The record is from RefSeq and is marked provisional. Gene Ontology annotation, cellular component: membrane; endoplasmic reticulum.
AUGUGGAGCUUUAAUUAUCUAUUGACGCAGUCGCGCGGCAUCCUCGGCAGCCUUCCUCCUGGGAAGCUACCAUCCUGGCUGCUAUUCAUCUCAGUUGUAUCUGUGUUCAAUUCGGUUCAGACGUACAUCAACAAAGAGCUGACGAGGCGUGUAUACGAAAAUAAACCCUCCGAAACGACAGACCUGAGUGCGCGGACAUUUGGUACGUGGACAUUGCUCUCCAGCGUGAUACGGUUGUACGGGGCGUUCUACCUGUAUGACGAGCGCAUCUUUCAGCUGACCUUUAUUACGUACUCGAUUGCUCUAUUGCACUUCGGAAGCGAGUGGCUCAUCUUCAGGACAUGCAAACUGGGGAAAGGCUUCAUGGGGCCACUAUUGGUAGCCACGACGUCUCUGGUGUGGAUGUACAACACUAAGGAGUACUACACCGGUCGCGGGUGGUAG